UGAAUAAACAUGUAUAAAAUGAUAAAUUUAAAUUUAAACACCAAUAAUUGUCAACGUCGCAAUCAUACUUUGACCACUCCAAGAGAUAAAGCUAAACCAAAGGCUUCGGAAGUAUUAACAACAUAUUUAAAACAGUGUGGUGAACCACCAUGGACGUCAUUUUUCUUAAAAUAUAAAAGUGUGCAAAAUGAUCAAUGGGGUUUUAGCCAUUUCAAUUGGAAAGUGGGUAACUCAAAUUAUCAUAUAUUGAGGACUGGUUGUUAUCCAUAUAUUAAAUAUCAUUGUACAAAACGACCGUAUCAGGACUUAUCGUUGGAAGAUUUAUGUUUUCGAUAUCUUAAAAUACUCAACUUGGGAAUUCCUUUAUUACUGUACGGAAUUGCAGCGACGCAAUUGAUAACCCAUACAGAAAUUGUGAAUACAAAUAAUGGACCCGUUACGGUAUAUUUUUUAUACAAGGAGGAUAAAGGAUCAAUGUAUUAAAUGUAUAUAAAUAUA
Messenger RNA from Chrysoperla carnea, 498 nucleotides. RefSeq lists its product as uncharacterized. NCBI's taxonomy places the organism in Eukaryota, Metazoa, Arthropoda, Insecta, Neuroptera, Chrysopidae. The transcript has 3 exons. The coding region runs from base 10 to 483 and encodes 157 amino acids. The record is from RefSeq and is a predicted model, not a curated record.